This is a messenger RNA of Ostreococcus lucimarinus CCE9901, 525 nucleotides long. RefSeq lists its product with no specific name. The record is from RefSeq and is a predicted model, not a curated record. NCBI's taxonomy places the organism in Eukaryota, Viridiplantae, Chlorophyta, Mamiellophyceae, Mamiellales, Bathycoccaceae. Bases 1 to 525 code for a protein of 174 amino acids. The transcript has a single exon.
AUGGCGCCGAAGAAACCGGCGCAGAAGAGCGCGAAGGCGCAGAUCAAGGAGCAAAGAGAUCAGAUUCGGCAACAAAUCAAAACCAUUCGAGACGAAUCCGCGUCGACGCACGUCCUGGACAGCCUGUACGACGCCGCGCUGGGGCUCGAACUGUGGCUGCGAACGAACUCGAGCGCGUUUCCGAGCGCGGCGGUGAAACAGAAGACGGAGCGACUGGGGGAGAUCGCGACGCAGGCGACGAGAGGGACGCUGGACGCGGACGCGGCGUACUGGGAACUGGCGGGACUGUACACGAUCAUCCAUCGCGAGUGCCAGAAGGAAGAUUUGGGGUUGGUGUUUCCGUCGUUCGUGUUUCCGGACGGAGGGAUGCCCGCGCUCGGGGAGGGGGACGCGCUGACGCUGGCGGACGUGCGAGAGGCGAUCGGGUGCGAACUCACGGCGGAGGCGCUGGACGCGAAGAUCGCGGAGUUGGAGGAGAUCGAACGCGCGAAGGCGGCGCUGGAGGCGAUGGACGCGGACGCGUGA